GAGGCUACUUAGUUGCUAUUGCGUUUGUUUUUCAGACAUUUUUCGUGAAUGUUUCGAGUGAACUUGAAUAUAGCAAAGUAAUGGCCAAAAUUGAAGAACUCGAACGUAAAGAUGCGCAGAAGACUUUAACGAUAGGAAAACUACAAGAUUCGCUUGAAACACAAACAAAAGACAACGUUCUUCAGAGUCGUAUGAUUGCUGAACUAAAUCGGAAAGUUGUCAUGUGCAACGUGAACGCCGGACCUCAAGAGGCAACCGUUGAUACAAACGUAUCUACAAGAAGUGCGAACAAGCGGCUAAGCGAAAACACAAGACGGCAACGCUUUGUUGUCGAUGUAGAGCAGCCAGUGGCAUUCCAUGCUGUAGUGGACAAGCAAGAAAUCCAGCACAUCACUGUAGGGCAACCAAUCGUCUUUGAGACCGUACUGCUCAACAGCGGUGGGGCUUAUCACAAUAGCCAUGGUCUUUUCAUUGCCCCAAUGCAUGGAAUAUACAUGUUCUCGGCAUCCAUCCUAAGUGACUACGUGCCAAAGGUCCACAUCGAGAGCGCCAUAGUGAAGAACGGUGCAAUUCUGACCAGAAUCCACGCUUAUUCGGCCGAUGGAAUGCGCGACCAAGGAUCGGCGACGAUUAUGACGGAACUACAGACAGGCGAGGAAGUAUGGGUCCAACAAACUUUCCCCGACGAUGAUGCGCUGUUUGGGAAUAGGUGGACGUCCUUUUCUGGGGCUUUAAUUGCGAUGAUGUAGAAGUGUGUACGAUUGAU
Molecule: messenger RNA, 766 nt
Organism: Mya arenaria
Lineage: Eukaryota; Metazoa; Mollusca; Bivalvia; Myida; Myidae
Product: collagen alpha-1(X) chain-like
Exons: 3
Coding region: 81-749 (222 amino acids)
Molecular function (GO): protein binding
Source: RefSeq, a predicted model, not a curated record